GCCCGUCCGCGUCGGGGGCGGGACGGGGGCCGGGCUGCACUCGGCCUGCGGCGCGCGGCAAGGGCUCGGGAGGGACUGAGGCUGGAGCUGGGCGGCGGCCCAGGCGCGGACGGCGGCGGCUGCAGGCCCUGCCAUGGAGCCGGGCAGCAUGGAGAACCUGCCCGUCAUGUACCGGAGCCGCGACUUCCUGGUGGUGAACAAGCACUGGGACGUGCGAAUCGACAGCAAGGCGUGGCGUGACACGCCGACCCUCCAGGCGCAGCUGCGGCACCAUUUCCCGGAGCUGGCCGACCCCGACACCUACUAUGGGUUCAGGUUCUGCCAUCAGCUGGACUUCUCCACAAGCGGGGCGCUCUGCGUGGCCCUGAACAAGGCAGCUGCAGGCAGCGCCUACAAGUGCUUCAAGGAGCGACUUGUCACCAAGGCCUACCUGGCUCUGGUGCGGGGGCACAUCCAGGAAAGCCGGACUACCAUCAGUUACGCCAUUGGCAAGAGCGGCACGGAGGGGCGGGCCCACACCAUGUGCAUCGCGGGCACACAGGGCUGUGAGAACCCCAAACCAAGCCUCACGAAGCUGGUGGUCUUGGAACACGGGCUGUACUCAGGGGACCCGGUGUCCAAAGUACUGCUGCAGCCCCUCACAGGCCGGACGCACCAGCUGCGAGUACACUGCAGCGCCCUUGGCCACCCAGUCGUGGGGGACCUGACCUAUGGGCAGGCCUUGGGCCGAGAGGAUCAGCCCUUCCGCAUGAUGCUGCACGCCUUCUACCUGAGAAUCCCCACGCCCACCGAGCGUGUGGAGGCCUGCACGCCCGACCCCUUUGUGCCUGCCCUCGAUGCCUGCUGGAGCCCCCAGACCUUGGUGCAGCCACUGGACCAACUUGUCCAGGCCUUGAGGGCUGCCCCUGACCCUACAGAAGGGGGUCCCAGGCCCGGCAGCCCCUCCACACCCCUGCCUGGACCCGGCCAAACCCCAUCACCUCCUGCCAAGCCCCCCGAGACAGAGGCACAGCGGGCCUCAUGCCUUCAGUGGCUGUCAGAGUGGACACUGGGACCAGAAAGCUGAGUGCCAGGCUGGGCCCCUAGGCGCUGGGGGCCACCCAAGGCAGGUGUCCCUGUGUGUGGCCCCACCCUGCUACAGCAGCCAGGACUGGACAGGAUCCGGCAGGCGGGGCCAGACACAGAUUCCCCAGGAGGGGGCCCCCAGCCCAUGCCCCAGAGCACCUGUUCUUCCCGCUGUGCUAGGACCCCGCGCCAUCAGCCCAGCCUGGCUGGGCCCUCUCCACUUGCAGACGGCUGACCCAUUCUGCCCUGCUGGUCCUUCCUCGUGCCUUUGCCUCUGCCAGACUUCCGUGUACCUCACACCCUGAGCACCGCAUUCGGUGGGUCUGGCCCACGCGAGCCGUUCCUUGGGGCCUUCUGCAAGCACUGCUCCCGUGGGGUCUCACAGGCGGCUCCCAGUAGCCGCAGGCUGUCAGACCUCAGCCUGGGAGCCAGGGUGUCCAGCCCCCACCUUCUCCAUCCCUCCCAGCCCACUGCAGGACCCCUCACAGCCAGGCUCUGGGGACUUGGAAUAAAAGCGGGGUGGCUGACCCUGUGUAACCGUGA
Molecule: messenger RNA, 1608 nt
Organism: Manis pentadactyla (Chinese pangolin)
Lineage: Eukaryota; Metazoa; Chordata; Mammalia; Pholidota; Manidae
Gene: RPUSD1
Product: RNA pseudouridine synthase domain containing 1
Exons: 6
Coding region: 134-1066 (310 amino acids)
Biological process (GO): pseudouridine synthesis
Molecular function (GO): pseudouridine synthase activity; RNA binding
Source: RefSeq, a predicted model, not a curated record